Molecule: messenger RNA, 2112 nt
Organism: Folsomia candida
Lineage: Eukaryota; Metazoa; Arthropoda; Collembola; Entomobryomorpha; Isotomidae
Exons: 4
Coding region: 125-1945 (606 amino acids)
Biological process (GO): protein desumoylation
Cellular component (GO): cytoplasm; nucleus
Molecular function (GO): SUMO-specific endopeptidase activity
Source: RefSeq, a predicted model, not a curated record
AGCAAGUAAACAGCGGGCCGAGUUUUUUUUACCAUAACAUAACACGAACCAGACCAGUCCAAUAAAUUUACUGCAAUUAAUAAUUUAGAAAUUUAUUUAAUUGCUAGAUUAUCACUUUAAAAGAAUGACCAGAACAGGAUCUCAAAGGUCAUUAUCAUCCUCUCCGAGACGAAGUCCUCGCAUCGAGAAGAGGAAGCAAGAACAUGAAGACGGUGGUAGAGAUAGAGAUUUUAAAAGUAAAGUGGCCAAGUUACCCGAACUUAUUAAGAGUAGAAGUAGUAGAGACGUAAAGAAGAAAACCAAACCAGUGAAAGUAAAGUCGCCAAGACCACCCCCACAAGAAGAAUUGACAGAGAUUGAUGAUGGAUUAUUGUUAAAAGAGAUUGAGAAUGAUUGGUCAUUGACACCUCCACCGAAAACACCACUCCCUCAGACAAAAUCGUGUCCUGUGCAAUGGCAACCUCGAAAAUUGUCGCAUCCUCGGAGUCAGUCACCUCAACGAAAAAAUCAUUCUCGAACAUCCCCAUAUACAGAUCCCACAUAUUCCCCACCGAAAUCUAGAAAAAAUCAGUCUUCUCGGAAGUUGUCAGAUACUCAGACCGAUCCACCCCCUCAGGAAUCGUCGCCGCCUCGAAUAGAUCCGCCCCCUCGGGAAUCGUCGCCGCCUCGAACAACGCAUCAACCCCGUCGAAAAGAACUACCGUCUAGAAAAUUAUCAAAGCCUAGAAAAGAUGCACUGUUUCGGAAAUUUUCACCGCCUCGAAGAGAUCCGCCACUACCACGAGAAGACACGCCUUCUCGGGAACCAAGGCGCCCAUCUCCCCUUUCCACACCUCCCCGUCAGAAGCAGUUGCCCCCCACCACGCUUUCGCCACCUGAAAAGCCGACGACUCCUUGGGGUUUGAAACUUCGCAAGCUUAAACCUUGUGGUUCCGUAGAUUCUGUCGCAGAAACAAUUCUUCUGGAUGAUGAUGAUACUGUUUCAAGUAUCGAAACCAAAAAGGCUGUUGACGAUUCCAACAAGUUAAUUUUGGAAUAUCAAUCAACUGCUUGUGGGAACAAGGGCGCCGUUGCCCUGUACGCUAGUGAUAUUAAUUGUCUCGACGCUGGGGAAUUUAUUAAUGAUAAGAUUGUUGAUUUUUGGAUCAACUUUGUCCUUCACGAGAAAGGAAUCGUCGCUGCAGAUUUAAAAAAGACUGUCGUCUUCUCAUCUUUAUUUUACAACUCGUGGAGAAUGCAAGAUAAAAAGAUAAAGGAUUCCAAGAGUGUGAGGUAUCAGAUACCAGAUAAGAAUAAACCAAACUUGGUAGUUCGACGUGGUUGGACGAAGGGAAUUACGGAUUUAUUUCUCAAAGAUUUUAUUUUUGUACCAAUUCCACAAGAUGGACACUGGAUCCUAGCAAUAAUUUGUUAUCAUGGAAUGAUAAUAGAUAAUUUGGAGGAGGCACUUGGAUCAUCUGUGAAAAAUGAACUAGUAGAAGAACUCAAAACUGAUAAGGAUGAUUUCACAAAGCUACAGCGUUUUGUGGCCAGAAGAAGAGAAAAGAAGCUAAAGAUAAAGCCAAUGAUAAUUAUAUUUGAUUCUUUUAAAAGUUUAGACCUACGACAUAAAGGUAUAGCAGCUUCACUGAGGAACCUUUUAGAAGUAGAGUGGAAGGAACGAUACGGGUUCUCAGUUUCCUUUACGAAGGACAACAUACGCUUAGAAAUACCGGAAGUGCCUCAACAAGAUAAUUGGUACGAUUGUGGGAAUUAUGUUCUUCAGUUUUUCGAAUCCUUCUUUUGUGAAGAUCUCCCUCGAGAGCCGCCCAUCCCAUCGUUGUUAAGCUGGUUUGAUGCAGAAAAGGUUAAGGGAAAACGAAAAGCAAUUUAUAACACGAUUUUUUCUAUUUUAAAAGAAUCCCAUCCAGAUAGGAUUGAAUUCAUGCCUAGUUUAAAAGUUUGAAAACAAGCUCAACUCAAAUUUUAGUUAUUUCUUCAUAUUAAUUUCUUCACACAUGCAAUUAGUUUCAUCACAUUGACAAAUUACCAUAAUAAAUUCAGCAUUAUAUAAUACCAAUAUUUUCUAAUCACGUCAAAAAAUGAAUAAAUGCCGAUGAAAUUCUAGAUCGA